Ipomoea nil (Japanese morning glory) is the source of this 1050-nucleotide messenger RNA. RefSeq names its product auxin-induced in root cultures protein 12-like. The transcript has a single exon. The coding region runs from base 76 to 843 and encodes 255 amino acids. The record is from RefSeq and is a predicted model, not a curated record. NCBI's taxonomy places the organism in Eukaryota, Viridiplantae, Streptophyta, Magnoliopsida, Solanales, Convolvulaceae.
ACUCUUAUCAUAUUAUCUACACCGCCACCUACACGGCCGUUGUCAGCCACCGCCUGCGGCGUCGCAAAACGCACAAUGUCCUCCUUUUCUCCCCUCCUCAGCCUCCUCCUCCUCCUCGGAGCUCUGCUAAUCUCGCCGGCGGUGUCGCUACAGUGCACGUCGCAGACUUUCUCGACGAAAGCUCACUACGCCAACUGCUCCGACCUCCCCACCCUCAAGGCUUUCCUCCACUGGACAUAUAACCAGACGAAAUCCACCCUCUCCGUCGCCUUCGUGGCGCCGCCGGCCGCCGCCGACGGGUGGAUCGCCUGGGGCAUUAACCCCACCGCCACCGGCAUGAUCGGCACGCAGGCCUUCAUCGCCUUCAAGGACCCACAGGGCAAAGUCGCCGUGAAAACUUACAAUCUCACCUCCUACGGCGGCAUAACCCCGCAGAAGCUCUCCCUGAAGGUGCUGGACUCCCGGGCGGAGGCGGCGGCGGACGGGGUGAUGAGAAUUUUCGCCACCGUGGAGCUGCCGGAAAAAAUGGCGACGGUGAACCAUGUUUGGCAGGUGGGCGCGUCCGUCAAGGACGGAGUGCCGCAGAAGCACCAAAUGAGUCAGGAAAAUCUCGACGCUAAAUCCACAUUGGACCUGACGGCGGCCGGAAACACCAUCUCCAAGGCUCCUUCUCCGGCACCCACCGCCGCCGCCCCCGGCGGCGACGGCAAAAAGACUGCGAUCUCCCCUGCUUCCGGGCAGACCACCGGCAACGACGCCGGCGGCGCUUCCAGAAACUGGAAAAGUAACAUGAAUCUACACGCAUUCUUUACAGUUGUCGGAAUUUUUGGAUUAGUGCUUUGAUUUAGACGAUAAUUCUGCUGUGUUAUUAUAAUAAAUUUUCAAGAUCAAAACUUUUUCAUUUUUUAGAAAAAAAUUUAGAACAUUCACAGUGCUGUGAUCGGAAUCUUGUAAUGGAGUUGAGGUUCUAACUUGUUGUACGUGUUAUACAAGAUCUUGUCAGCCAUGGCUAUUAUACUAAUUAAAUUCAAAUAAUACUUCAUUCUUCAA